This is a messenger RNA of Penicillium cosmopolitanum, 819 nucleotides long. RefSeq names its product Chromosome segregation in meiosis protein 3. Bases 1 to 819 code for a protein of 272 amino acids. The record is from RefSeq and is a predicted model, not a curated record. The transcript is spliced from 3 exons. Gene Ontology annotation, cellular component: replication fork protection complex; nucleus. Gene Ontology annotation, molecular function: DNA binding. Gene Ontology annotation, biological process: DNA replication checkpoint signaling; DNA damage response; replication fork processing. NCBI's taxonomy places the organism in Eukaryota, Fungi, Ascomycota, Eurotiomycetes, Eurotiales, Aspergillaceae.
AUGCCUUCUACUCCUGAGCGAGGAAGCUCCCCCGCCAAUUUGGACGAUCUGUUCAACUACGACGUCGGCCUCGACGACAUCUUCGCCGAAAACAACGACACCAAUGUCGACAAUGCUAAUUCCAAACCAAAGACCGGAGACCCUUCAUCACUCGGAUUAGGUCUUGACGAAGAAGUCAAAGUCACCAAGAAACGCCAGCCAGUCGCGAAGCUCGAUGAGAACCGUCUUCUUUCACAAGCCGGGAUUCCAAAAUUACGACAAUCAGCGAAAAAGAAACUCCGAUUCAAAGGCAAAGGACAUGAGUUCUCCGAUGCAGCCCGUCUCUUAAACUUCUACCAACUCUGGCUAGACGAGCUAUUCCCCCGCGCCAAAUUUGCAGACGGUCUAGCCAUGGUCGAGAAACUCGGCCACACGAAACGUAUCCAAACCAUGCGACGAGAAUGGAUCGAGGAAGAGAAACCGAAGCUCUUCAGGGAUGAUCCUGAACCAACAAUAGAAACGCUCGAACUACCCACGAGACUUUCUUCAAAUCAGAAUCAGAACGGCGAGACACAACCACUGGCGGGUCCUUCGGGAGAUGCAGAUGGAGAUGCAGAUCAGCUCUUCAUUCCAGAUCCAGAAGCAGAUACCCGGCAGCAACCAACCAGCCACCCCGAGCCCGAUGACGACGAACUCGACGAUCUCGAAGAUCUCCUCCGAGAGCAAGAUAAUGAAAUGUCGGGAAUACAGCCAACGUCAGGGUCGGGGCCACAGAAAAACGAAAACACCUUGGACGACUUUGAUGCCGACUACGAAGCUAUGAAUGAACUUGGGUUGUAG